AUGGACAACAACAAGGAAGGAGGAUCUGUUCAUAGGCCACCAAUCUUGGAUAGUACUAACUAUGACUACUGGAAAGCACGCAUGAUUGCAUUUUUUAGAUCUAUUGAUAGCAAGACCUGGAAAUCUAUUGUCAAAGGCUGGAAGCACCCUAUGAAGAGAGACAAAGAAGGAACUUCAACCACUGAACUGAAGCUUGAGGAAGAAUGGACCAAGGAAGAAGAUGAUAAAGCACUCAGUAACUCAAAAGCACUGAAUGCCAUCUUCAAUGGAGUGGACAAGAACAUGUUCAGAUUGAUCAACACCUGCACUGUGGCAAAGGAUGCCUGGGAAAUCCUUAGGUUGGCUCAUGAAGGCACUACAAGAGUGAGAGUGUCAAGACUUCAACUUCUCACUACUCAAUUGGAGAACCUGAAGAUGAAGGAGGAUGAAACUAUUUCUGAAUUUCACAUGAGGGUGCGAGACAUGGUAAAUGCAUCAUUUGCUAUGGGAGAACAAAUGUCUGAAGAAAAGCUUGUCAGGAAGAUUCUCAGGUCCUUACCUAAGAGAUUUGAUAUGAAGGUUACAACUACUGAGGAAGCUCAGGAUAUUGGUACUAUAAAGGUUGAUGAACUCAUUGGCUCUUUGCAAACCUUUGAGAUGUCACUUAAUGAAAGGUCAGAUAAGAAGAAUAAAAGCAUAACAUUUGUGUCAAAUACUGAAGAUGACGAUCUAAGUGAGAAAGAGUCUGAUGAAAAUCUGUCUGAGGCAAUAACACUGCUUGGAAGAAAAUUCAACAAAUUUAUGAGGAGGUUUGAAAGAAGGCCUAGACCAAAUGUGCCAGAAAAGCGGUCUAACAUUGGGAAGAACUCUGGUUAUGCUCACAGAAACAAGGAAGAAUACAAACCUAACAAAAGCAAAGGAAAGCUUGGAAAAGGAAUGGUGGCUACUUGGUCAGAUAGUGAUUCAGAAGAGGAAGAUGAACCUCAAGUCAUGGGUCUCACUGUGAAAUGUAAUUCUGAAACUGAGUCAAGUGAUGGUGAAGUAUCUGAGGAGAAACUUGUUGAAACCUAUAAACUCUUGUUCAACAACUGGAAGGAUGCUUGUGAAAAGGGAAAGAAAUUGGAAGGGACUGUCAAGGAUCUGGAAAUUGAGAAGCAGAAUUUGCUGAUCGUAAAUGACAAUCUUCAAGAAGAAGUCACUGUGUUGAAAUCAAAGAUUGAAGGUAUGAUAAAAUCUGUUCGUAUGUUGAAUAAAGGGACUGAUGUGUUUGAUCUGAUUUUGGAAACAGGAAAAGUGGCAAAGGAUAUGACAGGUUUAGGCUAUGCUGAUGAUUCUUAUCCUCUGGUUCAGAAAGUGAGAAGCUCAAGUUGGAGAUGUCAUCACUAUGGUCAGCAUGGACAUAUAAGACCUUAUUGUUACAGACUUUAUGGGGCUCCUCAGAACUGGAAACUCAUUCAGAAGUAUACUUAUGCUAAUCCAAAAAGAAGAGAAUGGAAACCUAAGAACAAUGUUACAUCACUAGUUGCCUACACCUCUUUGAGAGUGUCUUCUAAGGAGGAUUGGUAUUUUGAUAGUGGUUGUUUCAGGCAUGAUGGUGCUAAAGGAAAGAUCAAAGGAUCUGGGAAGAUUGUUAGUGGUGGCUCUCCAAAUCUGAAUAAUGUGCUACUGGUGGAAGGAUUAACUGCAAACCUAAUCAGUAUAAGUCAACUGUGUGACCUGGAUCUGAAUGUCUCAUUCAACAAAGCUGGUUGCAAAGUUACUGAUGAGAAUGAGGAAGUGAUCAUGAUUGGAGUGAGAUCCAAAGACAACUGCUAUAUAUGGUCUCCACAGAACAAGGCUCUGACUUCAAUGUGUCUCAUGUCAAAGAAAGAUGAGGUAAAGCUAUGGCAUAAAAAACUAGGGCAUCUCAAUCCUAAAAGCAUGAAGAAGGUCAUCUCUAAGGAAGCUAUCAGAGGCCUUCCUAGACUGAAGAUUGAAGAGGACAAAGUGUGUGGAGAAUGUCAGGUUGGAAAGCAGACUCAGACUUCUCACAAGAAACUAACUCAUGUUGCUACAACAAGAUCUUUGGAACUGCUACACAUGGAUUUAAUGGGACCAAUGCAGAAAGAAAAUCUUUGGUGGAAAAAGCAUGUCUUUGUCUGUGUUGAUGAUUUUUCAAGAUUCACUUGGAAUGGUGUAGUUGAAAGAAAGCACAGAACUCUGCAAGAAUCUGCUAGAAUGUUGCUUCAUGGAAAGAAAGUUCCUUAUCAUUUAUGGGCUGAGGUCAUAAACACUGCUUGCUACAUUUACAAUAGGGUAAUUGUUCGUUCAGGAACUGACUCUACUUCAUAUGAGUUGUGGAAAUGCAAGAAACCUGCUGUUAAAUACUUUCAUGUCUUUGGAAGUAAAUGCUACAUUUUGACUGAUAGAGAACAAAGAAGGAAACUGGAUCCCAAGAGUGAUGAAAGGAUAUUUUUGGGUUACUCAAUGAAUAGUAAGGCAUACAUGGUCUUUAAUUCUCGCACAAAGACAAUGAAAGAGUCUAUAAAUGUUGUUGUUGAUGAUAGUGGAAACAAUCUGGAAGAAGACAAUGCAGAUGGAGAUGAUAAUGUGCCUCAGACAGUUGAUGAAAGAACAAAUGUCACAAACAUCAGGUCUGACAUUGAGUCGGAAGAACAAAAUGAGCAUGUGUCACCAAAGGAGGUUGUUCCAUCAAUCAAGAUUCAGAAAAUUCAUCCCAAAAAGAACAUUAUAGAGAAUCUAAAUGAAGGAGUCAUUACUAGAUCUAUAGAUAUCAUAGAAAAUGCAUGUUUUAUCUCCAAGAUUGAACCAAAGAACAUCAAGGAAGCUCUAACAGAUGAGUACUGGAUGAAUGUCAGUGGAUUUUCAGAAAAGUCAGAUGAAAAUGGUACUGUAACGAGAAACAAUGCCAGAUUAGUUGCUCAAGGGUAUACUCAGAUUGAAGGAAUUGAUUUUGAUGAGACAUUUGCUCCAGUUGCUUGUUUGGAUUCAAUCAGAUUGUUGUUGGGAGUAGCAUGUCUACUGAAGUUCAAACUGUAUCAGGUGGAUGUAAAUAGUGCCUUUUUGAAUGACUAUCUGAAUGAGGAGGUCUAUGUAGAACAAACAAAGGGCUUUGUAGAUCCAACAUUUCCAGAUCAUGUUUACAAGUUGAGAAAGGUAAUGUAUGGAUUACAGCAAGCACCAAGGGCUUGGUAUGAAAGACUGACUGAAUUUUUGACAAACAAGGGAUACAACAAAGAAGGGAUAGACAAGACGCUAUUUGUGAAAAAUGAUGGUGAAAAUAUCAUGAUAGCCCAGAUAUAUGUUGAUGACAUUGUCUUUGGAGGGAUGUCAGACAAUGAGUUUGGUUGGUGA
Lotus japonicus is the source of this 3333-nucleotide messenger RNA. RefSeq lists its product as uncharacterized. The transcript is spliced from 5 exons. The record is from RefSeq and is a predicted model, not a curated record. Bases 1 to 3333 code for a protein of 1110 amino acids. NCBI's taxonomy places the organism in Eukaryota, Viridiplantae, Streptophyta, Magnoliopsida, Fabales, Fabaceae. Gene Ontology annotation, molecular function: nucleic acid binding.